AGCAAAGGAACAGAAGCACGCGGACCGUGGCGCUGUCACCUUGCGUCACGCGGCACCAGCCACAGGCCACAGCGACCCCAUCGACAUCCAUCGAUCACCCAUGGCCUCCUCGCUCCGCCAUUUCGCCGGCCUCGGCUGUUUCCCCGCCGUGGCCUCUACCUCUGGCUCCACCUGCUGCCUGCGCCGCUACACCCCAAACUUCUGCGCCUUCGUGGCGCUCCGUCCGAUCAGCCCGCCCGCCGCCACCGCCACGGCGACUGCCAAGGCCCUCACCUCUCCGUCUCCGGUGGAGCAGCACCUACAGGCCGUCGUCCCGUGCCACGGCAUCAGCGACCCGCCGGCGGCGUCAUCGGCAGCAGCGGUCCCGGCGGCGCCGCUGCGGGUGGGGAUCGUCGGGUUCGGCAACUUCGGGCAGUUCAUCGCGGGCGGGCUGCAGCGGCAGGGCCACGUCGUGCUGGCGGCUUCCAGAUCCGACUACUCCGUCUACUGCGCCAGCCAUGGCAUUCGCUUCUUCAGGAGCGUCGACGCGCUGUGCGAGGAGCAGCCGGACGUGCUGCUCAUCUGCAGCUCCAUCCUGUCCACGGAGGGCGUCGUCCGAGCCAUCCCCUUCCGCAAGCUCCGCCACGACACCAUCGUCGCCGACGUGCUCUCCGUCAAGGAGUUCCCUCGCAACCUCCUCCUCGAGGUUCUCCCACCGGGAUUUGGGAUCAUCUGUACGCACCCCAUGUUUGGGCCGGAGAGUGGUAAACACGGCUGGGGCAAGCUUCCCUUCGUCUUUGACAAGGUCCGUGUCGCGGAAGACGGGGAUCAGGCAGCAAAGUGCGACCAGUUCUUGAGCAUAUUUGAACAGGAGGGAUGUAGGAUGGUGGAGAUGUCAUGCGCGGAGCAUGAUCGCUACGCUGCGGGAAGUCAAUUCAUCACGCACACAAUUGGGAGGGUUUUAUCACAACUGAACCUCAAGUCAACGCCAAUCAACACCAAGGGUUAUGAAACCUUGCUGCAACUUACCAAGAACACCGUAAGCGACAGUUUCGAUCUGUACUAUGGGCUCUUCAUGUACAAUGUCAAUGCCACAGAGCAGCUCGACAAACUGGAAAUGGCAUUUGAGAAGGUGAGACAGAUGCUGUCUGGCAGGCUCCACGACUUCAUACGAAAGCAGAUUGUGGAGAGGGCAGCCCAUGUGCCAGCAGAUCCUUCAGGAAAAUUGGCAAAUGGUUUGUCCAGUUCUCCUGCAGCUCGCCUCUUAUAGACAGUAACUGAAGAAAAUAAGACACAUGUAUUGUUUCCUACACUUCAACCGGAUACUUCCCAAAUCCCCAUUUGUACAUCUUCCUAACUAUUACUUCGUCCCAAAUCCCCAUUGGCAAAUAGUUUAGAUGUUGGUGGAUUUUUCUGCAGAUUUGAUCAUCAAAGAUAAAAGGUGUUUAAUUUAGAACAAAAACCAAAGUGAAACAUAAUUUAAAACAGUUAAGAGUAUGUUGUUGUAAGUGUGCAGUUUCCAUAGUUAUUAUUAUUGACUA
Messenger RNA from Sorghum bicolor (sorghum), 1520 nucleotides. RefSeq names its product arogenate dehydrogenase 2, chloroplastic. Lineage: Eukaryota; Viridiplantae; Streptophyta; Magnoliopsida; Poales; Poaceae. The transcript is spliced from 6 exons. Gene Ontology annotation, molecular function: NAD+ binding; prephenate dehydrogenase (NAD+) activity; arogenate dehydrogenase (NADP+) activity. The coding region runs from base 101 to 1249 and encodes 382 amino acids. Gene Ontology annotation, biological process: L-tyrosine biosynthetic process. The record is from RefSeq and is a predicted model, not a curated record.